CUCACCCUCUCGCUAAAAAGCCUCCCCUUUCCCUUCAAUCUCCCACCCUCCUCGGUCCCAAGUCUCGAUUUCCGAUGGCGAAGACCACGAAAUCAAAGAAGCCCAGCGCCACGGGGAAGGGCAAAGUGACCCCAAUCCAGGUCGCCUUCAUCGUCGACCGCUUCCUCGCCGACAACAGCUACGAGAACACCCUCGCCGCUUUCCGAUCCGAGGCCUCCGACCUCUUCUCGAAGACCAAGGGCAAAGAGGUGCCGAAAGGGCUGUUAGGGUUGGGGGAUAUACUGGACGAGUAUAUAACGUUGAAGGAGCAGAGGGUGAUGGUGGAUCAGGAGAAGAGGAGGCUCGAGACCGCGUUCCAAGGGUUUCAGGACGUGAUGGGGGCUUACAACUCGCCGCAGUCGCCGAUGAGUUUGCCGCCGCAGGUGUCGAUGGCGCCAAGCUGGGAUUUCCAUCAGGGAGCUGAUCCUAAUAAUGGGUCUCCUCCUCAAGGUCAUACCAUACAUAGAUCUUUUGUCAAUCAUGCACAACCAACCAUUAUGCCGCCUAGAGUUGACGAAAUUAACAAGUAUUCAACUCCAGUGCCUAGCAAAUCAUCAAGUGAAAAGAGAAAGGCUUCAAGGUCUGCUCCCAAAGCUCCUCCCCCUCCAAAGAAGUAUCGUAUUGGAUCAGCUAAAGACCCACACAUGAUAGAAGAUAUUGUGUCAACUGGAGAAGCACCAUCUACAAACAAUACUCAAGUUAAAAUGGGGAACGAUUCAGUUAUUAAUUCAAUAUCCAGGUCAAUAUCUCGCCCUCCAGUUCAAGGCUCUUCAGUUGCAAAAAACUUAUUUAAAAAUCAACACGAAGCUCGAGCCAAUUCUUCUUCUCCGAAGACUCCUCCACGAGCAUUACUGUCUCAAAAUGGCAAAUCUCUGUCUCCUGUGGAAAAUUCAUCUUUUAAUCCCAAUGGUGCUAGUAGCUCUCAUAAAAAUGUUCCUUCUAGCUGUGCAAUAAUCUCUUCUGAAACAAUUGUAAUAAGCCCCCUCAAACAAAAGGGUUAUUUUUCUGUUGAGAGGAGCUACCAAGUUUCAGCUUCACCUUUGAAACCAAGUCCAGAGAAGGUGAAUAAAAGAGAUCAUGUAAAAGGGAGGUUAGAUUUUGAUGAGGCUUCUGCUCCCCAGAGUUCAGAGGAGCAAGCUGCUACUGAGAGUUCUCCUUCAACUGAUGGAGAAGCUGCAGGAAGCUUUGAUUUUGAUCUUCCUGAUUUUGAUUUUUUCGAUGGCGAUUUCACCAAGCUCCUUUGCGAUAUUGAUCUUGAUUGUGAACAAGUACACACUUCUCAGCAAUCUUCUGCUCCUGUUGAUUUCCUUCCUGGUGAGUGCAAUCAGGAGGAAAAUGUAGGCAAUGGAGGCUUAGCAACAAAUACAGUUACGGAAAUUUUCUCUCAAAAGGACAUGAACAUUCAAGGUCUUGAUACAAUGACUACUAUGAGAAGUAUAACAAAGCGCAUUAUGAUUUCAAGUCCUUCUAAAGGCAGCAAUAGCAGUGCAUAGAUAUUCUUCCACUGAUGACAGUAACUGAUUGAUAUUGGAAUCUAACCAUGGCAGCGGAGCAUCAAUAGAAAAAUUCUGACACAUUUAGGCACUGAGUUAGAUCUUGUUACUUCUCCAGAUCUCUUUUGUUAAUAUCUAAUGUGUUCAUUUCAUUACUUUUUUCUUUUGCCUUAACAUAACUAUCCAUCUUUUUUUCCCCCUUA
Molecule: messenger RNA, 1735 nt
Organism: Asparagus officinalis (garden asparagus)
Lineage: Eukaryota; Viridiplantae; Streptophyta; Magnoliopsida; Asparagales; Asparagaceae
Exons: 7
Coding region: 75-1532 (485 amino acids)
Source: RefSeq, a predicted model, not a curated record